AUGCAAGAUCUCAAGAAACUUCAGCACCUAGAGAGGCCGACAUGGGAAGAAGCUCUCGUGCACGCCAAAGCCAUCGGAGAGCCCAUCAUUCGCGCCGCGCGCCAGGCCCAAGGUCACUGCACCGACGAGGAUGAAGAACAAGGUGACGGAUGCAACGAAGCCCUUGAAUUCCUCAGAGAUGGCCCGGCAACAGAGAUCGGCUCUGGAAUCUAUAAGAAACUGAUCGAGCCCAUCCACGCGCAGGGAGUCGAAGAGCCAGAAGAAUGGAUCAUCCACCCUCCUAUCUCAAUCCAUGAUCCGCGCUACAAAGACGUAGACCCCGAUGUCAACUGGCACACAAAGCGACAAGGUACACCAAACUUUCUAUCCCAAUGGACCGCAUACGAUGAUUCCCUGAGAAUAUGGCCGCAACUCCUGCAUGGGAACCUCAAGCUCGCGACAGAAGUGAAUGAAAAAUACAACUACGCUCCGCAAUAUUUCCCCUCAACUGUCACUAAUCCCCCAAGCUACAUCCAGCACGAUUUCAACGCCAACUGGUACUUUACUCCCAAAAUAAAUUGGAAUCAAGAGGGCUACCAAGUCUGGUUCUGGCAAUGGCUUGUGAAGAUCCCCAUGCAAGCCAGAAUAAUCGAUAUUUAUCAUCUUCCAUUCUUCGACGGAACAUGCAGUCCAGAUGGCGGCUAUUCUCUCAUGAUACAGGAUAUCCAGCACCUCCCAACUCCUCGGGACAUGAGCGACGAACAGACCCGCCUUCACUGGCAUGAAACAUCAGCCUGUUACAUGUAUAACCUCGACAUGAAACUGAAGGGCCAGUCUUCCAAUCUCCAAAAUAAUCAACCAGUCAUAGACAGAACACCGAACGAUCUGCGGGAGGUUUUCCGCCAAAUGUCUAACCCAACACAUGCAAGCACCUAUUUCCGACCUGCCGAGAUCGAGGACAUUGACGGACUGAUCCCAAUAUUCAACUGGUACUCCAAGAACUCUACUUUAAGUCCUUUUUCAAAGAAUCUUGAAGGAUGUGAAAUCAAGGGUAUCCUCGAGGUCUGCCGUCAAGCCAAUAUCCCCUUUAUAGUUGCCGUCAUUGCAGAUGGCAAGAAGGGCAAAGAAGCAGAGGAGAAAACAGUUGGCUAUGCUUACAUCCAGGACGUCAGCGAUUUCACUACCGGACAGAACAUUGGCGAGCUCCAUAUUUUCGUUUCUCCCGAGGCUACUCGUAAGAGUAUUGGAUGGGGCCUUGUUCAUAUGAUUUUGUCCAUUAUCGACACUGCACACACUCGUGGUUGUCCCCGAUAUCAAUGGAAGCCUAUACUAGAGCUUCCAUAUUAUCAAGGAAGCAUGCGUCCCCUGCAUAAGCUAGUGUGUCUCCUGGCCUGCCCUCAACGUAAAAAAGAGCACUAUGCCUGGACCGCGGAGUGGCUAAAGCGAAGCUUUGGGUUCGAGGAGCAGGGCAUCCUGAAAGCAGCUCGCUUCAAAUUCAAUCAGAAUUUGGAUGUCCUCUACUUGUUCCGCACCAUCUCCAUGCCCACCCCUGUGUAUGGGUCCACCAAUUGA
Messenger RNA from Penicillium angulare, 1551 nucleotides. Its product is annotated as GNAT family N-acetyltransferase. The transcript has 2 exons. The record is from RefSeq and is a predicted model, not a curated record. Bases 1 to 1551 code for a protein of 516 amino acids. Lineage: Eukaryota; Fungi; Ascomycota; Eurotiomycetes; Eurotiales; Aspergillaceae.